This is a messenger RNA of Corythoichthys intestinalis (scribbled pipefish), 5178 nucleotides long. RefSeq names its product chemerin chemokine-like receptor 2 (gene cmklr2). Lineage: Eukaryota; Metazoa; Chordata; Actinopteri; Syngnathiformes; Syngnathidae. Gene Ontology annotation, molecular function: G protein-coupled receptor activity; complement receptor activity. Gene Ontology annotation, biological process: inflammatory response; complement receptor mediated signaling pathway; phospholipase C-activating G protein-coupled receptor signaling pathway. The record is from RefSeq and is a predicted model, not a curated record. Bases 336 to 1415 code for a protein of 359 amino acids. Gene Ontology annotation, cellular component: plasma membrane. The transcript is spliced from 3 exons.
UCCACACAUCUACGCGCAAAAGGAACCUUCCAACAAAGUUUAGUUUGGAUGGCUUCGCGGAAAGAGUGCACACGGGCGUCUGGACGGGGACGUUUAGGGACGAGGUUCGGAAAAGUGGAAGUCAAGGGCGGCCACCGAUUUUUCUCCGGCGACUGUCGCUUGUUAGAUGUGAAAUAAAAAUUCUCCACGUGGAUCAACUGAGCUCGGCUUAUCCAGGGCACACCCAGUACUCACUUCAACACAGGAACUGAAUGACGGGUAGCGGCUGGUCCUGGAUCAUUUUGGAGAACUGUCUGGUGUAAGGCUCGGAGUUAACAGGUAAUCUGCAAACAGCGAUGGACGACUCCGGAGAGGACUACGGAAACUACAGCUAUGACUACUACCUGGAGUAUGGUGACGUAGAAGAACUUAAAAUAGAUCACAGGCAGAAAGAAGCAAUGCACAUCAUCUCGGUGGUCAUUUACAUAAUAUCCUUUAUACUCGGUCUGAUUGGAAAUGGAACUGUCAUUUGGGUGACAGGCUGCAAGAGCAAAAGGACUGUCAACAGCAUAUGGUUGCUCAAUCUGGCCUUGGCCGACUUCAUCUUUGUGCUCUUCCUCCCCUUCUACAUUGACUACAUCCUACGUGAUUUUCACUGGGAUUUUGGCGUCGCCAUAUGCAAGAUUAAUUCCUUUGUGUUGGUCAUGAACAUGUACGCGAGCGUUCUGUUCCUUACAGUGCUCAGUGUGGACAGAUACGUCUCACUGGUACAUCACAACUGGUCUCAGAGGUACCGAACGGUCGCUCGAGCCUGGUUUACGAGCGCUUGCAUUUGGGUCACGGCCGCCAUCAUGAGCUGUCCAGCGCUUAUCUUUCGGGACACGGUGCGCUUAAAUGACAAAGUAGUGUGCUUCAACAACUUCCAUGCACAGGAUGGACAGUCAGCAGCCAUGAGACACAUUCUAAUAGUCUCCAUUCGUACUACGGUGGGCUUCUUUCUGCCUUUCACUGCUAUAUGUGUGACCGGCAUCCUUCUGACAGUGAGGGUGAACCAAUCCCAUGGCUCCGUUCGCCUGUCCAGCUUCACCAAAACAGUCUCCGCCAUGAUCCUGGCCUUCUUUUUAUGCUGGGCCCCUUUCCACAUCUUUAGUCUAAUGGAGCUAUCCAUACAUUCCUCGCUCUAUCUACAUAACGUACUCAAAAAGGGAUUUCCUUUGGCCACCAGCUUAGGAUUUUUCCAUAGCUGCAUUAACCCAGUGCUCUAUGUGCUUAUGGGUAAAAAAGUGCGUCACAUCCUGAAGCGCGCAUGCCUGGACAUAACUAAAAGCUCACUAAGAGAACUCAGCCAGUCUGUGUCAGCUACUGACGUGGAAUCUUUGCCAGGAAUCCCUCAAGACACCACACCGGAGGAGCCUGUGGCCUCAUCAACUCUCUGAUUCAGCAAAAACAACAACAGUGAGACCAGGGACAAGGAUGCACCAAAGGACCCAAAUGCUCGACAAAUCAGUUAAAACAAAAUUAUUUUCCAGUUCUUAAGGUUCAAACAACGAAUAUAACAAAACAAUCACAGCAACAGCUGGACACCAGUCAACUGAGUAAACUCCACAAAAACCGAAAGGUAUUGGUUCAAAACAUAAAUCAUGGUCAAAAAGGCUUACACAAAGAUGUGGCCUAGGACGUGGCAGGACACCAGACAAUCCGACACAGGGCAAGGUUAGACGCCGACUAUUUAUACAGAGGGUCACAGGUAGACACGAUCAGCCUGAUUGGCAAGAGCAGGAAGUAAGUUGAAGCAAGGAGGAAUGCCACUACCAAAAUAAGAGUCCUACAUGAACCAUCACAAAACAUUAACAAGACUUCCGAGACAUGACAAACGGCUUUUAUCAUAAUUUAAAAAAAAAAAAAAUCCAAACUUUUUCCCCAUUUUCGGAGAUGUAUAAAUUAUACAACUAGAUUAGGCAUGUGCCGGUAUCAGAGUCUGAUGGUAUGAUAACCUUAUGCCAAAAUAUCACGGUUUCACAGUAUCACAGUAUUGCAAUUACAGCUCCAAAAUGUGCUACUUUGAGAUAUCUGGGUUUACAAAAAAACUAGGGCUGUCAAAUGAUUAAAAUUUUUAAUCGAGUUAAUCACAGCUUAAAAAUUAAUUAAUCGGAAUCAACCGCAAUUCAAACCAUCUCUAAAAUAUGCCAUAUUUUUCUGUAAAUUAUUGUUGGAAUGGAAAGAUAAGACACAAGACGGACAUAAACAUUCAACAUACUGCACAUAAGUACUGUAUUUGUUUAUUAUAACAAUAAAGCCACAAGAUUGCUUAACAUUAUUAACAUUUUUUCUGUUUAACAUUUUUCUGUCUGGAAGUUGGGCAACAAUGACUGUCAGUAGUGGCUGCAAAUGGUAUACAAUACAUUUUUUCUGUUAAAGGGAUCCACAGAUAGAAAGACUUGUAGUUCUUAAAAGAUACAUUUGAGUACAAGUUAUAGUAAUUUUAUAUUAAAACCCCUCUUAAUGUUUUCGUUUUAAUAAAAUUUGUAAAAUUUGAUGAAUGAAAUGAAAAAAUGAAAUGUUGGGAAGUUGGGCAACCAAGACUGUCAGUAGUGGCUGCAAAUGGUAUACAAUACAUUUUUUCUGUUAAAGGGAUCCACGGAUAGAAAGACUUGUAGUUCUUAAAAGAUAAAUUUGAGUACAAGUUAUAGUAAUUUUAUAUUAAAACCCCUCUUAAUGUUUUCGUUUUAAUAAAAUUUGUAAAAUUUUCAAUCAAAAAAUAAACUAAUAACUCACCAUUGUUGACGUCGCCGAGUGGUGAUGUCACAUCGGGCUCCCUGCCGUUCUCCCACAAUGUCUCCCAAAAACACACAAUGUCUCCCACAAACUCGCCAUUGACAGUGGUAUCAAUGGCGAGUUUGAAUUUAAUUAGAGAUCUAGCCAAGGCAAAGUCUGAGUAAGUUGUAUGUGUAUUUUCCAUAGCUAUUUUGAUUGGGAAUGCCAGUUCUCUUUGCAUCGAGCGCUUUUCUUUUUGUGAACAUUAUUUCUUUGUGCUUUCUGUUUGUGCUUUCACUAAAUGAUACUGUAGCGACUUAACUGUUCCGCCCAAAUGCAUGAUGGGAAGUUGGUCAACCAUGACUGUCAGUGGUGACUACAAAUGGUAUACAGUAUGUCCUGCAUUGUGUUCUAUUAGGCGUGUAAAAAAGAAGAUUGGCUCCUGCUUCGCCCAAAUGCAUGAUGGGAAGUUGGGCAACCAUGUCUGUCAGUGGUGGCUGACAAUGAUAUACAGUAUGUUCUGCAUUGUGUUCAAUUUAGCGUGUUAAGAAAAAGAUUGUCUCCUGCUCUGCCCAAAUGAAUGAUGGGAAGUUGGGCAACCAUGACUGUCAGUAGUGGCUGCAAAUGGUAUACAGUACGUUCUGCGUUGUGUCCAAUUAAGCAUUUUAAGAAAAAGCGUCUCCUGAUCUGCCCAAAUGCAUGAUGGGAAGCUGGUCAACCAUGACUGCUAGUAGUGGCUGCCAAAGGUUAAGCCAAUAAAAGGCACGGUCAAAUAAACGCCUGUUUCUACUCGCAUUUCUCUGCCUUUUUGCUCUCGAUGUGCUAAAACGUCGUCAUUGUAAAGUGUUUGAGGCAAUGCAUGAACGGGUCAUUCCGUGCAUGAGUUAAUUGCAUCAAAUAUUUUAACGUGGUAAACGCGAUAAAUUUGACAGCCCUGCAGAAAAUCAAAACUUUUCCCAUUGAACAGGCUUUUUAUUUUUUAAAACAUAUUAGCGAAUUGGAACAACAAAAACAAUUUAAAUUGUUUUCCAUAAAAAGCAUGUGUGUAUGAUUCGUAUCAUGUUUACAUUAUAAACCGUAUACGUAUACGUUUCUCAACGUAGUUGCCAGAGAGAAAAAAACCACGUUUUUCCACCGCUAGACACACUAAACACGCUGUAGUCAACUCUCAUAGCUGGUAGGAAACGUUCAUUACGGUGUUAACUGACCUUUAAAUUUGUAUGGAUGCGAAAUCAUGUUGGAGGUAUUGCCUCCUCGGCAGCCACCCAUUUUUUAGAUGUUGGUUGGCCCUCUUCCUUUAAGCCGGGGCUGUCAGUAACUUUUCUGUAGCCGAAGUAUUCCCAUAACAGCGAUUUGUUUUCUUCGAUGUGGGAAAAAGUUCAGGAGCAUCACCUCCUCCAGCCAUUGUGUAGCACAGCUGAUUCACUGACAUUGAGCGAGAAACGGUGGGGCCUUACAGCUGCAAGCGAGGGAUUUCUCUAUGCAUUUUUGGGACAUCAAAAUUAGCUAAUACCUUAGGGACGGUAUGACAGAAAAUUUUGGCGGUUUUGAAACCUUGACGUUUUCAUACCGUAGCAUACCUUGAACCCAGUAAUCGGCACAUGUCUAAACUCGAUAAAAUUUUUAAGUAUCUUUUCACAAGGGAGGUUUUGUAGACAUUUUGUUGCUGUUGCAUGUCUUCAACAAUUAUACUGAGUGGGAAAAACUACACUACAACGUAUCAUUCUGUUUACGUUUCCAUUUUUUAUUAGUCAUGCGAAGGUCUAUUAGAUCAACAUUUUGGGGAGAAUCAUAGCAGCACAAAAAUUUGUGAUAUCAUAAUAAUAAAGUAGCAAUUUAAAUGAGUUAUUUCAAAAUUCACAAGAACAAUUAAAUAUCCUUAAUGCAAAUAUACAUACUGUAUUUUUGUAAUAUUCCGAAUUUAUUUCAUAUGAAUACUACAUUGCUCUCUCAUAAUGCCAUAUUUAUGAUGUCCUCUUUUGACUUUAAGCAUUGUUGUCUGGUUUUCUGUAUCAGUGUGGCACAAGUAACCCUUCAUUACAAUCAUUUCACGACAUUAUUUAAUCAAUCAGUCCUGAACACAAAUUGCUAACAUAAUAAACAUGCUUCAAAUACAUUCUCUUAACUGUGAAAAUUUGAAUUUACAUGUAUUCUACGAUGACACAAAUAUCGAGCGAUCUGAACACAACUUUUAUGAAGAUUUGUGUUGGCUGUUUUAUAUUUUUUACAGAUGAUGAAAAAUGAUGUUAAGGGAUAUCAAUCGUGCUCUUCUUAAGUCUUGGCAAAAGAAGUGACACAGAUAUGUUUAAAAGUAGUAGAACAAACUGUUUUUGUCUGAAUGUAUAUUUUAUUCUGGAGCAAAUUUAUUUGUAAACGUUUUACAUAUAUAGUAUUCAGCUUAAUAUAUAAUAACUAAAUAGCACCAAAUAAACGUGCUCUAGUGUA